GAGCCGCCCGCCCGCGUCCCGGCGUCCCGGAGCGCCCCUGCCCGCGCGCCCUCGGCCCCGCGCCCCGCCGCGCUCGCCCUCGCCUUCGCCCGGCGCGCCCCGUGGAGCCCGGACCGGGAGCAGCCGCCGGCCCUGCCCGAAGCGGCGCGAUGAAUGAUUUUGGAAUCAAGAACAUGGACCAGGUGGCCCCCGUGUCUAACAGUUACAGAGGGACACUCAAGCGCCAGCCAGCCUUUGACACCUUUGAUGGGUCCCUGUUUGCUGUUUUCCCCUCACUGAGCGAAGAGCAAACACUCCAAGAAGUGCCAACAGGCUUGGAUUCCAUUUCUCAUGACUCAACCAACUGUGAAUUGCCCCUGUUAACUCCGUGCAGCAAGGCUGUGAUGAGCCAAGCCUUGAAAGCGACCUUCAGCGGCUUCAAGAAGGAGCAGCGGCGCCUUGGCAUCCCGAAGAACCCCUGGCUGUGGACUGAGCAACAGGUGUGCCAGUGGCUUCUCUGGGCUACCAGCGAGUUCAGUCUGGUGAAUGUAAAUCUGCAGAGGUUCGGCAUGAAUGGCCAGGUGCUCUGCAACCUGGGCAAGGAGCGCUUUCUGGAGCUGGCACCUGACUUCGUGGGCGACAUUCUCUGGGAGCAUCUGGAGCAGAUGAUCAAAGAAAACCAGGAAAAGACAGAAGAUCAAUAUGAAGAAAAUUCCCACCUCAACUCAGUUCCUCAGUGGAUUAAUAGCAAUUCAUUAGGUUUUGGUGUGGAGCAGGCGCCGUAUGGGGUGCAGACGCAGAGUUACCCCAAAGGCGGUCUCCUGGACAACAUGUGUCCGUCGUCUUCAGCGCCUGGUGUGCUCGGUUCUGAGCAGGACUUUCAGAUGUUCCCCAAGUCUCGGCUCAACGCCAUCAGCAUCAAUUACUGCUCCGUCACUCAGGACUUCCCAGGCAGCAGCCUGAAUCUGCUCACUGGCGGGUCUGGGAAGCCCAGAGACCACGAGUCCUCCGAGAAUGGGGCUGACAGCUUUGAGAGCUCGGACUCUCUGCUCCAGUCCUGGAACAGCCAGUCAUCACUGCUGGAUGUCCAGCGAGUGCCUUCCUUCGACAGCUUCGAAGACGACUGCAGCCAGUCCCUUUGCCUCAAUAAGACGGCCAGGUCUUUCAAGGAUUACAUCCAAGAGAGGAGUGACCCCGUGGAGCAAGGCAAACCAGUUAUACCUGCAGCCGUGCUGGCUGGCUUCACUGGCAGUGGACCUAUCCAGCUUUGGCAGUUUCUCCUGGAAUUGCUCUCUGACAAAUCUUGCCAAUCGUUCAUCAGCUGGACCGGGGACGGAUGGGAGUUCAAGCUCGCUGACCCCGAUGAGGUGGCCCGCCGGUGGGGAAAGAGGAAAAACAAGCCCAAGAUGAACUACGAGAAGCUGAGCCGGGGUUUGCGCUAUUACUAUGACAAGAACAUUAUCCACAAGACAUCGGGGAAGCGCUAUGUGUACCGCUUCGUGUGCGACCUCCAGAACUUGCUGGGGUACACGCCCGAGGAGCUGCACGCCAUCCUGGGCGUCCAGCCGGACACGGAGGACUGAGGCCAUGGGGGGCUGUGAGUGGGGCCGUCCUGACCGGCUGCUCCCAGGACCCUGAGAGGCGGGAUUGACCACGUCCAGGAAAGUCCCCAAGAAGCAGUGGCCUUAUUUCAUCCGAAACUGCGAUUCUUCACCCAAAGCAGCACGGUCGCUCGCUUCUCGAGCCUGCUGGCGGGAAAACGCUAUUGAUGAUGCUAUUUCAUUAAAAUGGCCGAGAAGGAAGCGCCUGGAGGCCGUCCUGGCUCCAGCGGGCUGUGUGACAGGAUGGUUCAGGCUGUUGGAUAUUCUCCAGGGAGUGAGCAUGUCGCGGACACGCACGUGUUUUAUUUUCUUUUGCCUUUUGCAACCAGGAAUCGCAAACGCAAAAGCGGUCUCUUUGUUUCAGAAGGGUAGGAGGGGGCAAGGAAACAAUCAUGCCGUUUCAGAAGUUAGUUUGUAUAUAUGAUUGUAAUCUUAUAACUGUUAUCAAAAUCCUCUAACAGUCCUAUUUAACAGAAAUUGUAUAUUGUAAUUUAAAUAAUUAUAUAACUGUAUGUGAAAUAAGAAUGCAGACAGCCAAUGUUUAUUCCAUUUUUCCAGGAGCACAGACAGCAUUUUGCAAACAUUUAAUCUGCCAAGGGCAGGCUAAGAGAAGUUGUAAAAUGUGUGUUAUUUCCAUUUAAUAUGCCGACAGGAAUAAGGUCGAAGAGGGUUAAUCCCUGUUUUUGUUGUUUUGUUUUGUUUUGUUUUGCCUGGGUUAUUAUCUGGCAAGGACUUUGUACAUUUGGGUAUUUUUAUAAGAAACUUAAUGUUAUUAUCUGGGGGCACAAUGGCCUCUCUGUUUUCUCCUUUGAUUGUAAUGUAAAAGCUAUAAAGCAGUAUUUUUCUUGACAAA
Molecule: messenger RNA, 2433 nt
Organism: Diceros bicornis minor
Lineage: Eukaryota; Metazoa; Chordata; Mammalia; Perissodactyla; Rhinocerotidae
Gene: ETS2
Product: ETS proto-oncogene 2, transcription factor
Exons: 10
Coding region: 150-1562 (470 amino acids)
Biological process (GO): regulation of transcription by RNA polymerase II; cell differentiation
Cellular component (GO): nucleus
Molecular function (GO): DNA-binding transcription factor activity, RNA polymerase II-specific; sequence-specific DNA binding
Source: RefSeq, a predicted model, not a curated record